Messenger RNA from Symbiodinium natans, 1095 nucleotides. The record is from the annotation of a GenBank genome assembly. Lineage: Eukaryota; Dinophyceae; Suessiales; Symbiodiniaceae.
AUGAGACCCAGCGCUGGGUACCCGCGCAUUCUGGAGGGAUUGCUGGACGCCGCUGAUGUGGAGUACCUGAAAGGCUUCUUCGACCUUCAGGUGAAGACGGAGUGGGAGAAGAACGAAGCGCUUGCAGCCUCCAGGAAUCAGCCAAAGCCCCGGCGCUCAUUGGAGUACUACACACUUCUGAGGCAUCUGCACAGCGAGCCGCGAGAUCACUCCCUGGAGCGCGUCGUGUCCAAGUUGUAUGCAGCCAUCGAGAAGCAGCUUGGGUCCGGCUUCGUGAUCGUGCACGACUUCUGGUCCUGGCGCACGCCUGAGAAUGUGCCCGCCGAGUUCAUCCACCAUGACCCUGAUUUUUGGGUGGCAGGCCGGCACGAUGGCUUCAACCUCUGGAUUCUGCUGGACCAUGCGGACAUGUCUCACUCCUUUGACAUCCUUGUGGAGGAGAAGAACCCGAAGCUCUACGAGAUCGUGGGCGACAAGGCGGGGCGGCUCUUGCCAGAGAGGGACCCGAAGAAGUCCCAAAGCUGUCCGGGCCUCCUCUUCUGGGACCCCCUGAGCCGCUGGCCCCUGCUCUACGAGCGCCCCUGGACGCGGACCCUGGCCAUGGUGCUGGGCGUGGGCUUCAACAAGUUUUGGGAGAAGUCGCAGCAGGGCGUCCUGCAGCUGAAGAGGCUGCUGCCCACUUGGGCCUUCCGCUGCUUCAUGUUCUUCGCCGGCUGGUGCUUUCGGCUCACGCCCCUGCCUCCGGGCCUGGAGCUCAGGAUGGACCGCUUCAAGAUGAAGGAGGGGGAUGCCCUGGUCCUCCGGCAGUAUGAGUUGCACACCACGGACCAAGACCAGUUGCAAAGCCACCAGUUCCGUCUGGCAGUGGGUGUCAAAGUGCUCCGCCAGGCACCCAUCACCCAGUACUGCUACACGGGCCCGGCCUCCCGGACUCGAAGGAGCUACCCUUGCCUCCGCUGGGGUCUCGGGGAGCUCUUGCCGGACUUCUACCGCGCGACGAAGUUGGACUUCAAGCCCUAUCCCAGCACCUUCCUCACGCGAGCCCUCUUCGCGGCCACUGCGGAGGUGGCUUUAGGAGAUGCUGAGACUCGCUGA